Molecule: messenger RNA, 760 nt
Organism: Sphaerulina musiva SO2202
Lineage: Eukaryota; Fungi; Ascomycota; Dothideomycetes; Mycosphaerellales; Mycosphaerellaceae
Product: DUF1761-domain-containing protein
Exons: 3
Coding region: 102-566 (154 amino acids)
Source: RefSeq, a predicted model, not a curated record
CACAUCUACCACCUCAACAACUUCAUCCACCCACCACCACCACCACCACAACAACACUUUCCCAUCAUCUCCCAUCAACCGCACACAUCACCGCCAUCAACAUGUCUCUCAGCUACCUCCCACCAGUGAAGCCAUCGGCCAUCGCCCUCGGCACCCUCUUCAACCAUGCCGCAUCCCUCGCCGUCCUGGGCCCCGUCUUCGGCGACACAUACCGCCGCGCUAUGCAAGCAAACAGCAAUGAGGAGUUCUUCAAGUCCAAGGAGGCUGCUUCCGCUGGUGCCGCUUGGGGCACUUCGCUCAUCGGCUCCGCCGUCCAGUCAUACGGUGUGGGAGCUCUCAUCAACGCCACCGGUACUCUGUCUUACAAGGGCGCUGCAUACCUUGGCGCUCUGAUCUUCGCUGCCUCGUCUGCCCCAUCAUUCAUUGCACAAAUCACCACCGAGAAGCGCCCUCUUGACACGGUCGCCGUCGGCGCCCUUGCCCGUGUCUUCGAGACUGUCGGUCUGUCGCUGUUCCUCACCUACUGGGGUACCCGCACCAACCCAUUCGACUCGCGCCUCCAGUAGAUGAUGGAGAGUACAGCACAGAAGCUGUGAGAGAUGGACUUUUUACUAUGAAAAAUGGGAAGUUUUGCCGUCGCGCAGAAUCUUCCAGGUUGGAGAUAGCGGUGGAAAUGCAGACCCUUUGAGCUACUCCUUCUAUAUGUAUACUCCACUACGGGAGGCCCUCUGAAAUGAAUACUAGUUUCUUGUACUUGUCG